Messenger RNA from Onychostoma macrolepis, 3631 nucleotides. RefSeq names its product solute carrier family 16 member 9b (gene slc16a9b). Lineage: Eukaryota; Metazoa; Chordata; Actinopteri; Cypriniformes; Cyprinidae. Gene Ontology annotation, molecular function: monocarboxylic acid transmembrane transporter activity. Gene Ontology annotation, biological process: transmembrane transport; monocarboxylic acid transport. The record is from RefSeq and is a predicted model, not a curated record.
ACAUAAUGGUGAUUAAUUCUUGGCAGACUUAAUUUCAAUUUCAUUUAAUGUUUUAAUUUUUCAAAAAAUUUUUAUGGUGCAAUAACAAACAUCCUAAAUUCACUUAAAAAAUGUAGACUAUCGUCCCUUUAAGAUGUGAAAGCGAGCAGAUGAUCCCGGUAGCACGUGUCACUGCUGUAUUGUCAUCAACCGGUUUGGACUGGAACUGCAGCGCACAGUCAAGGGCGGAGAGAGAUGCACGUGGCAUCUGUUUACAAUGUAAUUUACAGUAAAAAAUAAAUGAAAGAAAAGCAGUCCGAUUAAGCAAAUGACAUAAACGCAGUUUUGUCCAUGUCACAGAAAACUACCCAGCACGAAAACGACCCAUCCCCUGCACAUAGAGGAUGCUAACGUUACCUUUAAAUACAGAUUAAUGGCGUUUAAAUGUUCAACAGUCACUAAAAGUCUUUUAAGUGUGGAGGGGAAAGGUAGAUGUUGGGUGACACUGCAGGCAGGCUGUGUUCAUUGUCAUAAAAAAGGAAGUUAGAGGAGCAUCGAAAUGUGAAGCUGGACCAGCGAGAACAGCUUCAAACCGGUUUAAACGCCUGGCAACAAAAGCCGGAGCUCGUGCAGAACACACCGCACGAUGAUGAAGGACAGACCGGGAUGUUUCAGCUCAACACAUCCACAAUCAUUCAUAUAGAUCACAGUGGUCAUUUCACAUUGUGACACAAUGACAAGACAUUUCAAAUCAUAACGCAGGAUUGUCCAAAGGGCCAGUUCAACAUCCUGAACUGAAUUUACCACGGAAAUCAUCAUUUCCCGGUCGGUGAGGAACCCAGUGUAAACAUGAGUGCCCAGAACACAAAGCAAGCCCCGGACGGUGGAUGGGGUUGGGCCAUUGUGGUUGCCUCGUUCAUGGGUCAGCUCCUGGCCUACGGUUCGCCUCAGUCAGUGGGGGUGCUUUACCCAGAAUGGUUGAGCACCUUCCAGGACGGUAAAGGCAUGACAGCGUGGGUCGGCUCUCUCGUGUCUGGGGUCGGACUCAUUGCUAGUCCCAUCUGCAGUGCCUGUGUUGUGAACUUCGGGGCCAGACCUGUGACCAUCUUCAGUGGGGUCAUGGUCUCCGGAGGACUUAUGCUUAGCGCUUUUGCACCCAAUGUUCAGUUUCUCAUAUUUUCCUAUGGGAUUGUUGUUGGACUAGGCUGUGGACUUGUUUAUGCUGCUACUGUAACCAUCACAUGCCAGUAUUUUGACAAGAGACGCGGUCUUGCUCUUGGCAUCAUUACAACAGGUACGAGUAUUGGAGGUUUUCUCUACGCUACUGUGCAGAAUGAGUUCAUUGCACUCUUUGGACUUGACGGCUGUCUUUUGCUUAUUGGCUGCUUUGCACUAAACAUCAUCGCCUGUGCUGGACUCAUGAGACCGCUGCACCUGCCGGCCUACUACCUGAAACAGAGAGCGGCGCUGGCCGAGAAGGCCGAGGAGAAGGCUGAAAAGGCCCCUGUCGUGGAGGACCCAAUCAAGAAAAAUCAGUCCGUCAACGUCCUAAUCACAGGGGAGACGAAAGAGCCUCCACCGUAUGAGAAGAGCCUCGUGAGCUACACGGCGUUGGUGCGGCUCGUGAAGAAGAAGCAGAAGGAGUACUCUGAAUACUUGCACUCGAUGGCAGAGCUGCUUCAGAACAGGGUCUUCUCCGCCACGUGCGUGUCUUUGUUCGCGUAUUGCUUGGGAGCAUACACUCCUCUUCUCUUCCUGGAGGAUUUGGCCCAGACCGAGGGUCUGAUCAGCGGCAUCAGCACCAUUCCGCUGGUCUCCAUCAUGUCCAUUGCUGCUGGAGGGGGGAAGCUGCUGCUGGGCGUCAUGAUGGACAUCCGCUGGAUGAACAGCAUCUUUCUAUACGCCUUUACUCUGCUGGGAUCAGGGGUGGCUCUUCUCAUAAUCCCCGUCACCAAGAACUACGCUGGGCUGCAGGUCAUCUCAGCGCUGCUGGGCUUUUUUUCUGGAAACUGGUCUGUCAUACCCUACAUGACCACUAAGGUUGUGGGAAUGGAUCGUCUGACUGAGGCUUAUGGGAUCUUGAUGUUCUUUGGUGGAUUUAGUAUAAUGCUCGGACCACCAGUCGCAGGCUGGAUUUACGACUGGAUGCACUCCUACGACCUGGCGUUCUACUUCAGCGGGAGCUUCGUGCUGCUGGGAGGAGCUGGCCUUUUCCUCGCUGCCGUGUGCUGUAGGAACAACAACCAAGAUGAAAGCAGCACGCCAGACACAGAAUGCAUUAACGACUAUGACAAAGUGGCGACGGUUGCCUGAAGCACAACUACAAGAUUAACUGCUAUUCAGCAGAUGAAUUCCCACACUCUGUAAUUAGCGUAAUUUACACUGAACAUGUCAGAUCAGUGUUUUUACUCAGCACGUUACACUGAAGAACUCUGGCAAAUGAAUAAAGAACUGUCCUUAGGCUUGUUAUUUGUGGCCUUGUUUUAGGAGGCUCCGGUUCUGCAUACACAAUUCCUAGGGUUCCUUUUAGAUUAGUUUUGUUUACUGUACGGAUGGUAUUGGAAUAUAUGGAGAUGGUGGAGUCCUCAGUGCCAUGUGUCAUCAGUCUUAGAGAAACAAUGUUUUCAAACGUCUCAUGUUUUAUGAGAUGGCUGUAUUGUUGUUGUUUUUUUUUGUAUAGACGUGGAAGACUACACCACAACACUACACUGCAAAUAAAUGUCAUUUUUGUAACGAUUUCACAAUCUGAGAAACGGUCUGCAGUAUUUGGACGGGUGAUGAUGUCUUGUGUUGUACUUGUUGGUUUAUUUAUUGUAUUUGAUUUGUGUCUGUAAAAGCUGUUUGUAAGGUUCAGGCAGACAGCACUAGACUAAUUGUGCUUUUAUGUUUAUGCCUUGUUUUCUAUGCCUUGUUAUGAAAAAUGUUGGAUUUUCCUUGUGAUACAGACUGUAGUCUGUAGUUGAUUUAAAACCACAUGCUAUAAAGCAAUAUGUAUCUGUGAAAUUGCUGUCAGGUUAUUUUUAUAGCAGUUUAGCUAUCUUUUAAUUUCUUUGUUUGUGUACUUCUUGAAAUACCAGCUUAUACUGUUUUACACAUUUUGCUACAGACUGUGUACGUUUGUAUUUGUACUGCUUUCUGUUUGUUUGACUUUUUCAACCGUGGCAAGACAUUGUUACUUGAAAUAAGUUUUUUAUUAUAUUACUAUUCAACAGUGAAAAGUGGAAUGGAGGACUUUAAGACACGAGUCUGCACUCGUUCCAUCACGGGAAAGUUUUUGGUUAUGGCACCUUUUUGUGUAGUAGACCUUUGAUCCUACCUAUUAUUUAUGUCUCUUUUAUUGUUUUAUCUGCAUUUGUAUGAUUUUUUUUAUUAUUAUUAAAGUUUCACUGGCAUAAUGUUUAUGUGUUGCUUAUUUUGUAGCCAGUUCUCUUUUAUGAAACACACUAGUCAUGGUCUGUUGAUGCAAAAUGCAAAGCCAGAAUUUACUGUAAAGAUUUAAAUACUGGGUUUCAUUAGACUGCCAUGAUGUGAGGUGGCCUUGUGGUCUCCAUGGAUACAGUAACCAUAGUGAGUGCAAUCAGAGGUCUAUUUAUGCAGUCACCAGUGUUUGUUUACCUGCGGGUUUUGAUAAAGGUUGUACAAGAGCACAAUA